GAUUGAUUUCUAAAGACUCAGGUUACGUGAGCAAGCAGCUGAGAAGAGGAAAGGAAAGGAGGCAGACAUGGCCCUUCCUCAGGGACGCGUGACUUUCAGGGAUGUGGCUAUAGAAUUCUCAUUGGCGGAGUGGAAAUGCCUGAACCCUGCGCAGAGGGCUUUAUACAGGGAAGUGAUGUUGGAGAACUACAGGAACCUGGAGUCUGUGGAGUCUCACUUUGUCACCCUGGCUGGAGUGCAGUAGUGCGAUCUUGGCUCACUGCAACCUCUGCUUCUCAUGUUCAAGCGAUUCUUGUGCCUCAGCCUCCUGAGUAGCUGUGACUACAGGCACGGGCCACCACACCUGGCUAAUUUUUAUAUCUCUUCCAAAUGCAUGAUGAAGGAGUUCUCAUCAACAGGGCAGUGCAAUACAGAAGUGUUCCACACCGGGACAUUGCAAAGACAUGAAAGUCAUCACAUUAGAGAUUUUUGCUUCCAGGACAUUGAGAAACAAAUUCAGGACAUUGAGUUUCAGUGUCAAGAAGAUGAAAGAAAUGGCCAUGAAGGACCCAUGACAAAAAUAAAAAUGUUCACUGGUAGUACAGACCGACAUGAUCAAAAACAUGCUGGAAACAAGCCUAUUAAAGAUCAGCUUGGGUCAAGCUUUCAUUCACAUCUGCCUGAACUGCACAUAUUUCAGAUCAAAGGUAAAAUGGGUAAUCAACUUGAGAAGUCUACCGAUGAUGUUCCCUUGGUUUCAACAUCCCAAAGAAUUUCUUGUAGACCCCAAAUCCGUAUUUCUAAUAACUGUGAGAAUAAUUCCCCAAAUUCUUCAUUACUCACAGAAGAACAGAAAGUACACAUGACAAAAACAUCUUUCCAGUGUAAUGAGAGUGGCAAAGCCUUUAAUUGUAGCUCACUCUUAAGGAAACACCAGACAAUCCAUUUAGGAGACAAAAUAUAUAAACGUGAUGUAUGUGGCAAGGUGUUUAAUCACAAGCAGAACCUUGCAUGCCAUCAAAAAUGCCACACGGGUGAGAAACCUUACAAGUGUAAUGAGUGUGGCAAGUCCUUCAGUCAGGUGUCAUCCCUUACAUGCCAUCGUAGACUUCAUACUGGAGUAAAACCUUACAAGUGUGAUGAGUGUGGCAAGGUCUUUGGUCAAAAUUCAGCCCUUGUAAUUCAUAAGGCAGUUCAUACUGGAGAGAAACCUUACAAGUGUAAUGAAUGUGACAAGGCUUUUAAUCAACAAUCAAAUUUUGCACGUCAUCAUAGAAUUCAUACUGGAGAGAAACCUUACAAAUGUGAAGAAUGUGACAAAGUUUUCAAUCGCAAAUCAACCCUUGAGACACAUAGGAGAAUUCACACUGGAGAGAAACCAUACAAAUGUAAGGUUUGUGACACAGCUUUCACGUGGAAUUCACAGCUGGCUCGACAUACCAGAAUUCACACUGUAGAGAAAAUUUACAAGUGUAAUGAGUGUGGCAAGACUUUCAGUCACAAGUCCUCCCUUGUAUGCCAUCAUAGACUUCAUGGUGGAGAGAAAUCUUACAAAUGUGAGGUUUGUGACAAGGCUUUUGCAUGGAAUUCACACCUGGUAAGACAUACUAGAAUUCACAGUGGAGAAAAACCUUACAAGUGUCGUGAAUGUGGCAAGACCUUUCGUCAAAAUUCAGAUCUUUUAGUUCAUAAAUCAAUUCAUACUGGAGAGCAACCUUACAAAUAUGAAGAAUGUGAAAAAGUUUUCAGUCGAGCAUCAAGCCUUGAGACACAUAAGGUAGUUCAUACUGGAGAGAAACCACACAAAUGUAAGGUUUGUGACAAGGCUUUUGCAUCUCAUUCCUAUCUGGCAAAACAUACUAGAAUUCAUAGUGGAGAGAAACCUUACAAGUGUAAUGAGUGCGGCAAGACCUUCCGUCUGAAGUCAUACCUUGUAUGCCAUCGUAGAGUUCAUAGUGGUGAAAAGCCUUACAAGUGCAAUGAGUGCAGCAAGACCUUCAGUCAGAGGUCAUACCUUCAUUGCCAUCGUAGACUUCAUAGUGGUGAGAAACCUUACAAGUGUAAUGAGUGUGGAAAGACCUUCAGUCACAAGCCAUCCCUUGUAUACCAUCGUAGACUUCAUACUGGAGAGAAAUCUUACAAAUGUACACUUUGUGACAAGGCUUUUGUGCGUAAUUCAUACCUAGCAAGACAUACUAGAAUUCACACUGCAGAGAAACCUUACAAGUGUAACAAAUGUGGGAAGGCUUUUAAUCAACAAUCACAACUUUCACUUCAUCAUAGAAUUCAUACUGGAGAGAAACUUUACAAAUGUGAAGCAUGUGACAAACUUUUCAGUCGCAAAUCACACCUUAAAAGACAUAGGAUAAUUCAUACUGGAGAGAAACCAUACAAAUAUAAGGUUUGUGACAAGACUUUUGGGAGUGAUUCACACCUGGCACAACAUACUGGAAUUCACACUGGAGAGAAACCUUACAAGUGUAGUGAGUGUGGCAAAGCCUUUAGUGAGAAGUCAACAAUUAUUCCCCAUCAGGCAAUUCAUGGUGUAGGGAAACUGGACUAACGUAAUGAUUCUCACAAAAUCUUCAGUAAUGCUAAAACCAUUGUAAAUCAUUGGAGAAUCCAUAAUGAA
This is a messenger RNA of Mandrillus leucophaeus (drill), 2611 nucleotides long. RefSeq names its product zinc finger protein 600. Lineage: Eukaryota; Metazoa; Chordata; Mammalia; Primates; Cercopithecidae. Gene Ontology annotation, biological process: regulation of DNA-templated transcription. The record is from RefSeq and is a predicted model, not a curated record. Bases 278 to 2542 code for a protein of 754 amino acids. Gene Ontology annotation, molecular function: RNA polymerase II cis-regulatory region sequence-specific DNA binding; DNA-binding transcription factor activity, RNA polymerase II-specific. The transcript is spliced from 4 exons.